AUGGGUUCCAACCAGGACGACGUGAUCACGCAGCAGCCCGGCGCCGGAGAGGAUGGCGUGGGCAGCAGCAACGUUAACCUCGACCGACUUCCCGACCUCAUGGGCCAGUUCCCCGUUCUUAACGCUUACACUCACAUAACCUUUGGAUUUGAACUCCCACUCGAUGUCGACCGCGACGCUAUUACUUCCGCCCUUCAGACCAGCCUCGAUCGGCUGAUAGAGCUGAUCCCGUGGCUGGGAUGGCAAAUCGGUUUGGAAUCAGGGGUACGCACGACGGUUCCCUGGCCCGAGGAUACGCCCAGGGUCCUACUGCACGUCAAAAACUGCGACGACAUUGUUGUACCCAUGGCGCAGCUUCUUGCCGCAGGCAUUCCCAUCAACAAACUUGAUGCCAAAGUGUUGGCCCCCUGGCCGGCACUCCCGCAACCCCACGGGCUCACAGGUCCCGUACCAGUCAUCACCCUCCAGGCCAACUUUGUCCGCGGCGGGCUCAUCCUCAACUUCAGCUCGCAUCAUACGGUGAUGGACGGCACGGCCAACCUGCAAGUCCCGAAGCUAUUCGCCGCCAUCCUUAACGGCGAUACUAUCCCAGAAGCCGACCUCCAGCAGGCGAACCGCGACCGACGUGGCCUGAUCGAGCUCAUCCCGCGCAGCGAGCCUAUGAAGGACUACUCCCACUUGCGAGGACCGCCAGGAUAUCGAUUCACGCUCCCUGCCAGCGCGCCGAUAUGGUGCCACUUCAACAUGCCCAUGGCCUCCCUCUCCAAACUCACCAAGUCAGCGCGCGACCCCUCCCGACCCGUCAACGAAGACGACGUUCUCAUCGCCUUCUUCUGGCAGCGCCUCUGCGCCGCCCGCAUCGCCCGCGGCAUCGCUCGGGACACGGUGUCCAAGAUCUCGCGGGCCAUCGACGCGCGCGUGGCGCUGGGGAUCCCGCCAACCUACCUCGGCGCGCAGGUGCACAUGGCCAUCACGCGGCUGCCCAUGGGCCAGGUGGCGUCGCUCACGCUGCUGCAGGUGGCGCAGGUGCUGCGGCGGGCGCUGGCCGACGCCAACACGCCGUGGGCGAUCCGCAGCCUGGUGACCUUCAUCGCGCGCGAGCCAGACCGCUCCCGCCUGCUGUACAACGGCCCCCACGACGGCAACACCGACGUCGGCGCCACGUCGAGCCUGAACAUGGCCCACGCCCGCCCGCCGCAUUGGGGACCGGUGCUCGGCCCGUCCCGCUUCUUUAGUCGCUCGAAUGGGGCGCCUAUUCCGGGGUCGUUUACAGUCUAUUCGCCGGACGGCGCCGGUUUUGUGCGCAUGUGUAUCUGCUUGCCGGUGGAUGAUCUGGAGGCGUUGAAGAAGGAUGCGUUGUGGAAGCAGCAUACGAAGUUUGUUGGGUGA
Chaetomium globosum CBS 148.51 is the source of this 1389-nucleotide messenger RNA. RefSeq lists its product as uncharacterized. The record is from RefSeq and is a predicted model, not a curated record. The transcript has a single exon. Gene Ontology annotation, molecular function: acyltransferase activity, transferring groups other than amino-acyl groups. The coding region runs from base 1 to 1389 and encodes 462 amino acids. NCBI's taxonomy places the organism in Eukaryota, Fungi, Ascomycota, Sordariomycetes, Sordariales, Chaetomiaceae.